AUGCCCAAAUGCGACCUCAAAACGAGAUACAUCCCCGCGACUUUCGCCUGGACUUUACUAUUGGGCACAACGUCCCUGUUUUUUUAUUUUCCUUGCCAAUACUAUCUGCACAAGCACCCAUGGGUACCAGCAUAUCAAGGUGUCAUAACAUUUUUUGUUUUGGCCAAUUUUACACUGGCCACUUUCAUGGACCCGGGGGUGAUACCAAAAGCCCCACCUGACGAAGACCGCGAGGAUGACUUCCGUGCGCCGCUGUAUCGCAGCGUGGAAAUAAAUGGUAUAACGGUUCGGAUGAAGUGGUGCGUCACCUGCAAGUUUUACCGACCGCCGCGCUGCUCACACUGUUCUGUCUGUAAUCAUUGUAUAGAGACAUUCGAUCACCACUGCCCGUGGGUGAACAACUGCAUAGGUCGGCGGAACUACAGAUUCUUCUUUUUCUUUCUUAUUUCACUCUCCAUACACAUGCUGAGCAUUUUUGGCCUCAGCCUGUACUACAUCAUGAACCACAACAAAACGCUCACACAGGUUGAGCCCAUUGUGUCAAUGGUAAUAAUGGGUAUAAUAGCCCUUUUAGCGAUCCCGAUAUUUGGUUUAACGGGUUUUCAUAUGGUGCUAGUGUCAAGGGGACGGACGACCAACGAACAGGUGACGGGCAAAUUUACGGGCGGAUACAAUCCUUUCUCAAGGGGAUGUUGGUCCAAUUGUUGUUAUACGCAGUUUGGACCGCAGUAUCCUAGUCUAGUCCGGCCAUCAAAGUACAUGUACAAGAGCAGUAAGAAACGGCGCGAAAUGACCGCGAUGAACGCGGGCAUAGCGACGAUAGCGUCGGGCGCGCAGGUAAAGACGUAUACGGCGGACAACGGGGCCGCGCAUCGCCCGCUCGGCGCGCACGCGCACUACAAUAAGCUAUCCCCUGGGCGCGACGAGCACGAAGGUGAGAUGGAGGGGCCCGGGGCUUCGCAGUCGGCGGAUUGCGAGCCGACGCCCCCGACCCUGCAGCGACGGGGCUCUUCGGCCAACUUGUUCCCGGAGCCCCACCAUCAUUUACCACCGCGGCCACACCACUAUCCGCGGUUGAGUCCGCUCUCUAGGAAUACUAGUCACGGUGGUACAACCACAUCAGGUUACCGUGUGGUGAUGGAGCCCCUCCGCUACGACCCGGGCUCCAAUGGUGGGGCCAGGCCCUCCCCUACAAUGCAGCAGAGGAUCAAAGCUCUCGGCGUGCCCACGCCUUUAGCGCUCAGUAGUCCUGUGCGCAGGUCCAACCCGGGCACGCCCACGCAGCCGCGCCGGCCUGACUUCAUCGGGGUGCGGGGCUCGCCGCAGCGGAGGUUCCUCUCCGAGGGCGAGCUGCUGCGUGACGCGGAGGACAUCCGCGAGCUGGCCGCUUCCCCGCAGCGCGGGGGCUACACGUGGGCCGAUCGCGCCCCACCGCACGCCCCGCACCCUUCGCACCCCUCGCACCCCACCCUCCCGCAUCCCGCGCCCUCGCCCCUGGCCCGCCGCCGCGCGCCCCACUCGGCGGUACCACGCCCUACGCGCCCCCUCUCCUUCGUCCGGGCCCUUGAGGUGCAGGAGCAGCUCGAACGCACGCAGCAGCCCGAGCCCCCCGAUCGCGCCUCGGUCUACGACUGCAACUACGAGAUCUCCGUCUGA
Messenger RNA from Pieris macdunnoughi, 1656 nucleotides. The record is from the annotation of a GenBank genome assembly. Lineage: Eukaryota; Metazoa; Arthropoda; Insecta; Lepidoptera; Pieridae.